AUGGCCGAGACGAAGUCCGGGUCCUACAUCUACAAUGGGGAUCCCUCGACGUUCUACGACUGGAAGUUCAGGACGGAACUGCGCCUGAAACUCUACGAAGACGCUAUUCGGUCGAAAGCGUCCCAAGCCAGGAGUACCCGAGGAGACUCCGAAGCAGGUCUGGAGGGAGAAGUUGACCCAGACCACAACGUCCGAGAGCCAGAGGCCGCGGACACAGCCGAUGAGGAGCAUGAAGGCCCUCAAGAAGAAGGAGGUCUGCAUCCAGGCGGAGCAGACGAGUACUUCGACAAGCUUUCCCAGCUCAGCGCGGGAAGUCGGAGGUCGAAGAAGUCGGGCAAAUCCGCGAAGCCCAUUUCGUUCGAGUACCUUGAAGGACUCCCCUCGAGCACGAAGGCAAGAACAGAAAUGGUACACCGUGUUCUCGAAGGCCUCAGAGACGAAGCCUUCGAACUCGCGAGGGACAUCGGUGUAGAUGCCCUAACUGCUCCAGGGGGACUUCGAAGCUUCAUCGAACGAAUGCGGGAGGUAGUGUUCCCCCGCGCGACAGAGGAAGCCCGAGAGUUGUUCCGGGCGGGACAGAGGUUAGGGACCCUGUCCAGGCAGGCAGGGGAAAGCAUGCUGAGUUACAUCUCCCGUAGACGGAGGUGGUGGAAUCUCCUGAAAACCCUGGAUGCCAGCAUCGAGCUCUCUGAGCCGAUGCGCGUAGAGCUACUAUUAGAGCUCUCUGGGCUAUCUAGACAAGAAGCCCUGGUCGUCAAGGCUUGCACAGCCGACCCGAAGAAGUUCGAGCAGAUCGCAAACACCUUGGUGCAGCACUACACAGGUGUUCAUCUGCGCGAAGGCCGCGCGCUGGGAGGCAGCAACCCCCAGCCUUACCGUAACACUGGCAAGGGUUAUGGUCCUAGAUCUUACGGAUCUAAUAGGUCUAAGGGUAAAGGUUUUACCCGCAAGGCCUUCCCUGCGAUCGACGAAGACGCAGGCGAGUUAGAGCAGGAAGAGGAGUACCCAGAAGAGGACUCUUACUUUGCCCAAGAAGCCUGUGUUGCUGAGGAGAGCUGGGAGGAAGAACCCCCUGCCGAGGAAGAAGAGUUCGAGGAAUAUGAGCUGGAUGAGGACGAGGCCAUCGCCCUCAACGCCAUGGAGCAGUUCCUCGAGGAUUCUCCCGAGGUGGGACACGCCAUCCAGUUGUCCUUGGCAGCCAACGCAGCCUUCGGCAAGGCCAAGGGCAAGGGCAAGAACAGAUCCAAGGGCAAAGGCAAGGGUAACGUGGUCCGAAGUCACCUUACGUUGGAGCAAAGAAGGGACAAACUCAAAGCCCUUAAGGCAAAGUCGCGAUGCAUGAGAUGUGGUGGUAUCGGCCAUUGGGCUGGUGACCCUGAGUGCAAGUUCCCUGCAGGCAAGGCCGCAGGCAAGGCAGCACACGUCGCCGUAACGGUCCUAUCCAGCGAGGAAGGUCUGGUCAUUCCCUCGGAAGCGCCAGACAAGGACCACUCUGGCUUUGUCGUUCGCGGAGAUCGUAAGUUUUACCUUGGUCAGUACAAGGGGAAGACUUACAGCGAGAUUGCCCGGCUUCCAGCUGUUGUUCAAUGGGCACAGGUUCAGGUGAACCCUAGUCGCCAACUCCAAGACUUUUUAGCUUGGUUCAAUCGCUACUAUGUGAUCGAGGGCGACGAGGUUGUCACCCGAGCCAGCAUAGGUAUCCCUGAAGGAACCUAUGUACCGCGUGUCAAGAACAAGGGCGGAAAGAAGGUACCGCCGAACCCACCAUUGGAGCCUUGCGUCCAAGGAUGCAAGGAUUUUACGCACGCAGGAUCUACCAUGAACUGGCUGCGCAGUACCUGUAGAGACUGCGGAAAGGUCACGCGAGAACCCAGAGAGGUCUCAUACACCAACGACCCAGAGACAUGCCCGCACGAGAUCAUUGAUCGACGUGGCUCGUCGCGAUCAGUGUCUCGCACGUUUUGCAAACAAUGCGGAACGUUUAUAGAUGAAGUUCCGGCUGACUUCCAGCGCCGACGUCGAGACGCGGCAAAUCGUAUGCUCAAUGCCACUGUAGACUCUUUAUCUGUGAUGCAUAACACACAGAUUGCCGGUGAGUCAAGGGACCUUGAGCACGACGAUGUGGAACUCAUCAUGGGUGUCUUCAAUGACUCUGUGACCACCAUGAUAGAGAUGGGGAUGCGCGUCACCCCGUCUGUUUUACACAAUCGUCUUAGCGAGGCAAUCGUUGAUGCCUUAGAGCCCACUGGUGACAGUCCGGAUUCCUGGUCCCGCGUUGGCCAUGUUGGAAUCAUAGACCCAACGGACCUUACAAAGGAAGAAAGAGUUCUUUCUAGAUGGGAGAGACUGGUUAAAGGUGUUAAUUGGCAGGAUCAUUGUGUAGCCUGGGAGGAUGCUUUCCUUAUGGGGCAUGACCGAUUAGGUAUAGCCAUUCUUGAAGCACAAUGGGCUGACCCAGCACCUGCACCGUCCACAGGCAUCAACCUGAGCCUGACGUUGGACGACAUUGAGCAGGCUCGUCCUGAGUCACCGCAAGUUCCGGAUCCUGUAGGGCCGGAGCAAGGAACAGCAACCACGAGCUCGAAGUGGAUACCCGAGCGACGCUGUGACGAGUUUGCAGAGGAGCCACGGGAAUCUGGGUGGACCCUGGGUAAGCGUAAGCUGCCUUUCUGUCUUGAGCUGGGAGAUCAAGGUAGGACCCUGGCGGGCGUGCUGGACUCCCACGAGGUCGACUACCACGAGUACUUGGAAAGUGGAAUGCUCUGGGACCAAGUUCGGCCCAAAACGUUCACAACUCCACCGCCGAUAGUCAUCUUGUCCUGCGGGAUCAGGUACUACAUGAACAAGGAAGACGGCUGGUGGGGGAAAAAGGCGAGGGAUCCGAUCCAUUGGGCCGAUCGAGUACCUCAGGUGUUCCGGGAUGGUUACACGCUGAUCGUCCAGGACCUCAGAGAUCUAAGCGACCCUGCAAAUGGUGCUUGGAAUGACCACAUCGGUAGGCACCCAGAAAUCAUCAAGGGCCUGGUCAACGCCGAGGCAGGACAACGCUUGCUGCGAAAAAACCUGGUGGAUCUGUUAGACCACUACAACCGCGGCAAAAAAGUUGCGUUGGUAGCAUUUUGCACCAGCAAUCGGCACAGGUCAGUUGCCUUUGGCACGACCCUAGCGGCGUGUCUUUUGGCAAAAGGGAUCGAGGACCAUCUUCUCGUUCACCUGAACGCCAUCACUAGUUGGAAAGGCAUGGCGUGUGGAGGUGGCUGCAGCGACUGCGGUGAAUUCUCCAAACCUGGUCUGGUGAACCUCGGAAAGCAUGCCAACUCCCUCUUGGAUGCGCUCGAGGGCUUCGACGAGGCGAAUCGUCACCAGAACCGUGGGCGCAGUGCGCCACCAGCAGGCCGAGCAGAUGCCGGCCAACGUGGAGGGGCAACCGGUUCGGUGAAGUCGGAAGAGAGCUCAAGGGUGUCGGCAAGGUUGGACUACGCGCCAGUGGUUGGUACGGCGACGACGGAGACGACCGCUACGGCGUCUUCCAGCAAGGCAUCCACUACCAGCAAGGCUCCCGCAGUAUCUGCCACGUCUAUCGUUCCGAAGGCACCGCCUGCAGAGAUGGAGAAUGACGUGGGGUACUGGAGAGAGCGCUGCAUCCGGCAGGAAACAGCAAAUGAACACCUCCAAGUCAGACUGGUUGCUCUUGAAACUGAGCUUCGAGAGGCAAAGAGUUCUGGCGAAAGUUGGCUUUCUCGAGCCAUCGCUGCCGAGAAGGAGUUGGAGGUGGUCAAGCGAUACGAACGGAGACCUAGAUCCCGUUCUGAGUCGUAUGACUCCAAGGACGAGUCUAGGAGCCGAUCCAGAGACGAUCGAUCAAAAGACGAUCGCAGAGGGCAGAGGCCGAGAGAGAUCGGGAUCCAUGAGACCUGGUCGAAGUGGCCCCCGCUCUACGUCAGCAGGACCGAGCAUCAAGGAGGUCAUACCCCUAGGGAUGGCGAGGCGUCCGUCGAGCCUGGCGCUGGCGGAGGGUCUACGCAGACGCCGGUGGAGCCACUCCCCGUGGUAGAUGGCAUGGAAGGACCCUUGGACCACAAUAGGCCAUGGGCAGCCAACCUUAGCUUCCCCGACCUUACAAAGGUCGCGUCCAUCCUUAGGAGGACGAAACCGGCGAGGUACAACAGUAACGGGUGGAUCGGUCCGGCCACCAAAGAGCAAGGGAUGCAAUGCACCCUGAAGCACAACAUCCGUUUCUGGGUGGCUCACAAAGACCACUCGUUUGUGCACCGGUGGGACAACGCCUUAGACGACUUCACCAAAGGCGUCUUCCUGUUCCGCGGUGCGGAGCGCACGUUUUCCAUAAUCCAGAGGGAUGUGGACAUGCGCGCGGCGCUCACCAUCGAUGCCGCAGAACUGGAGGACGGCGACAGCUUCAUCAUUUUCGCCCGAAGUCAGAAGCAGAGGGCGGCCGACCACACCGGCGGCUUACCUCGGGUCUCGCCCUAUAGAGGCGAGGCCAGGCCAUAUGGGCAAAGUUUGCGUCGUCCCAGCGCCAGUGCCGAAGGCAGGUCGGUUUCCUCGGACUCCUCUGCCUCUUCAGGGAGUUCGGGGUCGGGUGUCAGUAUUCCCACUGGAGCCAAGUACUUCACCCCAGCAUGCAACCUUGCAGUCCUGUCCAAGGAGUCCGGCAUCCGUGUCAUCGACGUCGGAUUGGACGCGAUGAAGCCGUGGGAGGCCGAAGGGAUUCGUAGGACCCUUCAAGAGGUUAGCCCCAGUUUAGUGGUUGUAGCUAUUGAGUACCAGGAACCGGGACUCAAUCAUAGUGAAGUUGUGGACGAGGUCAUAGCCCACUGUGAGUGUUCAGGGUCAGACUACCUGAUAGCUGACGUUGCCGACACUGAACGUUGGGGGUAUUUCUCUGUUCCCAUGUACCCAGACAUAGGACAUGGUGAUGUGAGCUAUGUGUCCAAUAAUUCGGAAAUAGCAGAUGCAUUUGAGGGAUGGACCGGUGAAGGCUAUCCAACCAUGGGACCCAGGAGUUUUUGGGAUUUGUUUUCUAGUGACUUUUUGGGUUGGUUGAUCAAUUAUGCCAAUGACCAUGCUGCAAUUUCACUUGUGGCAACAUCGUACCCAGUAUGGGACGAUGGCGAGAUUGAUGAUAGCGAGUUUCCAACCUUCGAUUCCGUUGAAAACGAAGAUGAUGUAGCAAGAAUGGACCCAGGAGAAGAGGCCAUUCAAGAGGUCGACCCGCAGUAUCUAGAUGGACUGCGUUUGUUGCGCUGCAAUGAGUGCGAGGAGAACGCGCCAAGACGUCCCGGUCAAGCGUCAAGCGCAAAGUGCCUCGAGGCCAUACAGAGGAGGUGGAUCACUUGGGCUGGUCACCCCAAAGCACUAAAAUGUGAUCGCGGAUUGCACAACCGCGGCGUCCUAGCAAGGUACAUGGCCGCGCACGGAGUGGAUGUUACACACGCGCCGCUCGAAACACCCGAAGCCAUAGGCCGAGUGGAGAGACACGGCGGGAUCAUCAAAGGAAUGGCCCGCAAGGUCAUCAGCCAAACUCAACCGCGGGGUUGGUUGGAAAUGCAGCAAGUACUUGAUGAGACUUGCCUGACAAAGAACAGCCUACUCAGACAGGGAGGCUACUCGCCAGCUCAAUGGGUGCUGGGUCGAGCGCCACGUGAACUACCAUCUAUCCUUAAUGAGGAUGGGCACGCAGAUCUAGGAGCCAUUCAGGACUCUCUCGAUCCCGAGUCCGCUUUCGCGCUCCAACACAUGGUUCGUGCUGAGGCGAAGAAAGCAUUCGUCCAGCUGGACACCUCUAAACGAGUUCAGCGCGCUCUUUUGCGCAACGCGAGAGCGAUUCCUGGAGAUUACCAGGAAUCGGUUUGGUUGCUUUGCGAAAACAUUCCAGUUUUGGCGUCUGCGCAAAACCUGCGACCAGCAACGGACGCAGAGGCUUUGGCCUUUGAUAUCCUUCAUGGGAAUGCAAUUAUCCCUGAGGAAAUUGUUAAGGAUCAACAAGGGUUCGACGACUAUCGUGAACCAGCACCAACCGGGGAUCAUGAUCCAGCGCCAAAUGUGACACUUGAAGAGGGCCCCAGUGAUGGACCCAUGCCAUCUAUCCUAGAGGAAGACGAGGAGCACCCGUCUCGUCGGGUUAGCGUCGCCGAGCCUGAGCAAGAGAGGACUCCAGGUGGAAGUCGGAGGCCGUCGUAUGAUGUACAGGACGAUUUGCCUGAGCAGCUGCGGCAGCACUUCCAGCGCGUAAGGGAUGCGGAAGCGACGCCACCUAGAAUUGUCAGCGACCAAAACACGGCGCUGAGUGCGACUCAAGCCCGACCGCGGGCCAAGUUCAUAGCCUUUAUGGCGAAUCGCGCGGCAAACAUUUCAAAGGAAGAAGCCAAGUCCCUUCCAGGCAGCCUCAACUACUAUGACUGUUCACCCGCUGUCCAGCGCAAGAUCGAUGAAUCUAGAAAGAAGGAAUGGAUGAAGUAUGAAUCAUUCCAAGCGGCGAUUCCAGUAACCGGUAAGAUCCUAAAGGACUUAUUGGAUGAGGGACAUGUUCCAUUGCCCUCUAAGUGGGUUGACACUGUCAAAAACAUCCACGAACAGUUCGAAAUCGGCAGAAAGGAGAUCAAGAGACUCCGAUUUUGCGGGAAGCAAUUUGACCAAUCCGGCAAGGACAUAGUUAUCGACGUUAGCGAUAACACACGCCGUACUACGUAUAUCGACAUAGCGAAGGGCCGACAAUCUUCGGACCCGAUCACGCAAGGUGAAGAACGUCAACUGCGUAGCGUAGUGGGUAGUCUGAGCUGGAUAGCCAGACAAGGCAGGCCGGAUAUCCUGUACAAAGUUUCGUAUUUGCAGUCCAAGGUUAAGGGAGCCACCGUAGCUAUCCUUAAGGAGGCUAACAAAUGCCUUGAAAUUGCUCUUGCAGGAAAAGAUUUCUGCAUCCGGUACAAAAAUGGUCCUUUCGACUUUAUGGAUCUGGGAGUUUUAACCGCCUCAGAUGCCAGUUUUGCCGGGGAGCCAGGUUUACGAUCCCAGCAGGGACGUAUUCACUUCCUAGUUCCAAGGAAGCAAUUGACCACGCCAGGCAAUUGCGUAUUCGAUGUUGCCUUGAUCAGCUUUGGAUCAACGACAAUCAAGAGAGUAUGCAGAGCAACUCUCCAAGCCGAGACGUACGCGCUACAGAGUGCGCAAGAGUCAGGUGACCAAAUUCGAGCUCUGUUGGCCGAAUUGUAUGGACAAGGCAGUCCAGGAGCUGAUUGGUACGACCGAUCCAGAAGGACGGUUCCGCACAUGAUGCUCACAGACUGUCGUAGUCUGUCUGAGCACCUCAACGUGGAGGUCCCUUCACGUGUCCAAGACAAACGUCUCCAAAUAGAACUGAACGCGUUGCGUCAGGCGUUGUUCGAAGACGAUGGCACCCGCAGUACCGAGGUCUUUCCCGGUGCAGGUGACCAAGUUGUGUGGACCUCUACGGCCACCAUGAUCGCUGAUUGCUUGACGAAGAGUAUGCGCCCCGACUUCCUCAUCAAGGUAUUGACAGCCUGUCAGUAUCAAAUCGAGAGGCAGUCAGAGAAGCAACUAGGGUGA
This is a messenger RNA of Symbiodinium natans, 7584 nucleotides long. The record is from the annotation of a GenBank genome assembly. NCBI's taxonomy places the organism in Eukaryota, Dinophyceae, Suessiales, Symbiodiniaceae.